Molecule: messenger RNA, 2298 nt
Organism: Octopus sinensis (East Asian common octopus)
Lineage: Eukaryota; Metazoa; Mollusca; Cephalopoda; Octopoda; Octopodidae
Product: zinc finger protein 239-like
Exons: 3
Coding region: 972-2045 (357 amino acids)
Biological process (GO): regulation of immune system process; regulation of cytokine production; negative regulation of transcription by RNA polymerase II
Molecular function (GO): RNA polymerase II cis-regulatory region sequence-specific DNA binding; DNA-binding transcription repressor activity, RNA polymerase II-specific
Source: RefSeq, a predicted model, not a curated record
CAUCUACCUUUUUACUAUAAAUAAAAUCUAUGACAAAAUAUGGCAAAAUAUUUCUUCUGGACAAUGGAAUUAACAGCAACAAUUUGAAGUCCUUGCUAUCUGGAAUAUAGAGGAGAUGAUUGCUUUACAGGUUAAUUAUGCUUGGAUAACUUUACAAAGGCAUAGACAAUUGUCACCUCAUGAUUUAGAUAUUAAGCAAAAUCUCAGAGGAAAGAAACGGCAUUAAAUUAUUCCCUAAAAAUAGUGAUACAACUGAACACAAACAUUCUCAUAGAAAUAAAAUACACACUAUCAUUGUGAUAUGUAUGACAAGUUAUCCUCUCAUGAUGAAUCAUUUAACUAAAGCAAACAACCCUGAUACAGGUGAGAAAACAUAUCACUCUAAUACCUGUAGUAAAUCAUUCUCUAAAAGUGGUGUCUUCACUACACAUACGGGAAAGAAAGCAUAUCAUUGUGAUAUCUGUGGUGAAUCAUACUCUUGUAAUAGUCAGUUGACUAUUCAUAAACGUGUUCAUACAGGUGAGAAGCCAUAUCAUUGUGAUAUCUGUGAAUAUCACAUCCUGUUGACAUAAAAGAAAUUACUUCAUUCAGAUGUGCCUUUGAUAGUUUUAUCAACUUUUAUUGACUAAAGAAAGACGAUAUAUUUAUAAGGAGCAUUCAUCAAUACAUCUACCUUUUUACUAUAAAGAAAAUCUACGACAAAAUAUGGCAAAAUAUUUCUUCUGGACGAUGGAAUUAACAGCAACAAUUUGAAGUCCUUGCUAUCUGGAAUAUAGAGGAGAUGAUUGUUUUAUAGGUUAAUUAAGCUUGGAUAACUUUACAAAGGCGUAGACAAUUGUCACCUCAUGAUUUAGAUAUUAAGCAAAAUCUCAGAGGAAAGAAACGGCAUUAAAUUAUUCCCUAAAAAUAGUGACAAAACUGAACACAAACAUUCUCAUAGAAAUGAAAUACACACUAUCAUUGUGAUAUGUAUGACAAAUUAUCCUCUCAUAAUGAAUCAUUUAACUAAAGGAAACAACCCUGAUACAGGAGAGAAAGCAUAUCAUUGUGAUAUCUGUGGUGAAUCAUACUCUUAUAAUAGUCAGUUGACUAUUCAUAAACGUGUUCAUACAGGUGAGAAGCCAUAUCAUUGUGAUAUCUGUGGUAAAUCAUUCUCUCAAAGUGGUGCCAUGACUAUACACAAACGUACACAUACAGGUGAGAAGCCCUAUCAUUGUGAUAUCUGUGGUAAAUCAUUCUCUAUGAGUGUUGCCUUAACUAAACAUAAGCGUACACAUACAGGAGAGAAGCCCUAUUGUUGUGAUAUUUGUGGUAAAUCAUUCUCUCGGAGUGGUCACUUGACUAAACACAAACUUACACAUACAGGAGAGAAGCCAUAUCAUUGUGACAUUUGUGGUAAAUCAUUCUCUCAGAGUUUUACCUUGACAAGACACAAAAUUACACAUACAGGCGAGAAGCCAUAUCAUUGUGAUAUUUGUGAUAAAUCAUACUCUUCAAGUAGUCACUUGACUUGUCACAAACGUGUUCAUACUGGAGAAAGACCAUAUCAUUGUAAUAUCUGUGGGAAAUCUUUCUCUAAAAGUGGUGACUUGACUAGACACAGAAUUACACAUACAGGAGAGAAGCCAUAUCAUUGUAAUAUUUGUGGUAAAUCAUUCUCUCAAAGUAGUGACUUAACUAAACACAAACGUGUUCAUACAGGAGAAAAGCCAUACCACUGUGAUAUCUGUGGUAAAUCAUACUCUUAUAAUAGUCAGUUGACUAUUCACAAACGUUUUCAUACAGGAGAAAAGCCAUAUCAUUGUGACAUCUGUGAUAAAUCAUUCUCUCGAAGUUGUAACUUGCAUGAACACGAACGUACACAUACAGGAGAGAAGCCAUACCACUGUGAUAUCUGCGGUAAAUCAUACUCUGGAAAUAGUCAGUUGACUAUUCACAAACGCAUUCAUACAGGAGAUAAGCCAUAUCAUUGUGACAUCUGUGGUAAAUCAUUCCCUCAAAAAGGUAACUUAAGUAGACAUUUGAGUAUUCAUUCACAAGUGUAACCGUAUCAAUAUCAAAACUUAUUACAUGCCAAUAAUUAUGAAUAUUUUGUUCAAGCUUGACAUUAUCAACUUCAAUUCCAUUACUGUUACUAUGAAAUUCAUGAAUCACAACUUCAAUAUCAUUUAUAUAUCUAAAUAUAUCAACACAGUGAUGACUUUGAUUGCCAAUGAGGAUUUUGCUAGAUUUUUGAGGAAUUUGUGAUAAGAGAAUAAAGGAAUGGGAAUAAGGAAUAAAAGUUUUAAGUGACAUUCA